ACCAUGGCGGCGCGAGCGCAAUGCAACUCCUUGAGAACGCCGACUUUGAGCAUGGCCCAUGGAUCGAGAUGUGCCAGUACAUGGAUCUGAGCCCGACCGAAGGCGUCAUCAACGGCGGGAUCGACCUCAGCCGGCUGCGCAUGAACACGGAGCAGAUCGCUGCCGGUUUUCAGACCUCUGGCGUCGUCGAAGAGGACCUUCUGGUGCUCAUCCAGUCGGCCAAGUAUGUCGACGAAGAAAUCAUCGCCACCUUCCACGAUCCGCUUGGCUCGAUCGACGGCUACUUCCACCGCGACGUGGUCGAUGCGAUUGGCGUCGCGCUGGUUAAGGGCGCGGGCCUCGUGCUCCGCAAUGUGACGGUCUUCAUGCCAGUGGAGCGGCGGCAGCAGUACUUGAACAUUUGCGCGGGCAACAUCGUGCAUCUCUUUCCCGCGACCGACGCGUUCGAAGAAGAGGUCGCGGCGUUCCAUCGCGACCAAGGCGAUGCGAUCGAGGUCCUCGAAGACAGCUCGCUGGCGGCGACGACGUCGGCGGACCUCGCGCUCAUGACGCAGCGCCAAGUGAUCCAACGGUCGUCCAAGGCACCGGCGCCACUGCCGGAGACGUCGAAAGGUGGCAAAUCCAAAGGCAAGUGGGCGUGGAAGUCGUUCAAGCCGCAGAGCAAGCGGCAGAAAGCCGCGAGCCCCGCCGUCUCGAUCGCGAGCUCCGAGAACAACGAGAGUCCGGCACCCGUCAUGCAAGCCCAAUUAGCACCGCGAGUCCCGCCAUCUCUGCCCGCGAAGCGCAUGCUACCCAUGGCCUCGACGCCUCGGGUCGACGUACAUGGCACGCAGGAAGAUGAGUCGGGGAUUGAAAUGUCCAUGCCCGACGACCACGACAUCGACUUUGCCAUGCCCCCGCGCCGCGUGACGUUUACCCAAGCCAGCGCAGCCGACCUACUGAACGACGCGCUCGAAGACGACGACUGGUAACGUGCUGGCGACGAUGAGGAUGAGGAUAUGCAUUGGGAUAAAUAGUCGGG
This is a messenger RNA of Saprolegnia parasitica CBS 223.65, 1021 nucleotides long. RefSeq lists its product as hypothetical. The coding region runs from base 21 to 971 and encodes 316 amino acids. The record is from RefSeq and is a predicted model, not a curated record. NCBI's taxonomy places the organism in Eukaryota, Oomycota, Saprolegniomycetes, Saprolegniales, Saprolegniaceae. Gene Ontology annotation, biological process: recombinational repair. The transcript is spliced from 5 exons.